Molecule: messenger RNA, 2922 nt
Organism: Closterium sp. Yama58-4
Lineage: Eukaryota; Viridiplantae; Streptophyta; Zygnematophyceae; Desmidiales; Closteriaceae
Source: the annotation of a GenBank genome assembly
AUGGAAGAGGUGGGGUUGAGGGAUGGCAAGCAGGAGCGGGUGGCAGGGGGGCAUGGCAUCGAGGAGGAGAUGGGGGAGGAGGGAGGACAACAAGUGACGGGCGAGGCGCAGGGAGAAAGCGGCAGAUGGAAGGAGUCAGGUGGAGUUCGAGUUGAUGCAGGGCAUGAGCUGGCACAUUAUGUGUUGAUGAGUGAUUCACCCGAUGAUGAUGAUGAUGCUGCUGCUCUCCCGGCUGUUGCUCCUCCUGCUGCUGCUGCUGCUGCUGCUGCUGCUGCUGCUGCUGCGUCGGCGGCUGCUGCGUCGGCUGCUACUGCUGCUGACGAUGACAGUGAUGGUAAUGACGCUGCUGCUAGCAAGUCGUGUGGUGGCAGCGGUGUGAUUGCUUACAAGCGCUGUGGUGAGCUGGGGGACGAACACGCUGCUGCCAGCAACAUUCAUGGUGUUGUAACAAGGAAGCAUGGUCGGGGUGGCAAGGCAUGUGGCGGUGGUGUGCCUGCCACGAGUGCUGCUCAGGGCUCUCAGGUUGCUGCUACAGCUGCAGCUGGUGGUGUUAGACAUGCCAUUAGAGACGCAACGGUCGAUGUGAUUAGGCUUGUUGCCCCGAAUGCACCCAUGGAUGCACCCAUGGAUGCUGUUACUCAUGCCGAUACAGAUGCUGCGUCAUGUGCCGCUGCAGGUGGUCCUACAGGUGAUGCUACAUAUGCUGCUUCAGGCACCGCUACAUGUACCACUACAGGUGCGGCUGCAGCAAAAGGAGCAAGCAGCAAUGCUGAAGCAGUGACUUCCGCUGCUGCUACCGACAGAGGGGAAGGGAGGAGAGAAGGGAAGAGUGAAGGGAUGAGAGGAGGGAGGAGAGAGGGGACAAAAGAAGGGGCCAGAGACAGGACCAGAGAAGGGACGAGAGAAAGGACGAGAGAAGGGACGAGAGAAGGGACGAGAGAAGGGACGAGAGAAGGGACGAGAGAAGGGACGAGAGAAGGGACGAGAGAAGGGGUGAGAGAAGGGGCGAGAGAAGGGACGAGAGAAUGGACGAGAGAAAGAAGGAGAGUAGGGAAACGGUUGAAGAUUCAUCAAGAGGCAGAUCAAGCAGGAAGGGAGGAAGAGGAACCAGAGGGGAAGAAGCAAAAGGAAGAGGAGGGAGAAAAGAGGGAAGAGGAGGAGGGUAUGGCAGGUGCAGCUUGCGGCACUGACUCACUGCUGGCACAGUGUUCAGCUGAUAAGGGCGAUGGGGUGGAGGGGGGAGAGGGAGGGGAAGAGGGUGAUGGGGAAAGUGAGUGCGGGCACGGGGGUGGAGGGGUGUGUGGGAGCAGUGAGGGCGGUAAGUGGGCUGAUGCAGCUGUGGUUUGCAUCAGCGACUCUCCCGAGGAGCAGGCGGAGGAGGAGGGGGGGGAGCAGGAGGAGCAGGAGGAGGAGGGAAAGGAGGACGAAAAGGAGGAUGGGAAGGAGGGGGGGAAGGAGGAGGAGCAGGAGGAGCAGGAGGAGCAGGAGGAGCAGGAGGAGGAGGAGGAGGAGGAGGAGGAGGAGGAGGAGGAGGAGGAGGAGGAGGAGGAGGAGGAGGAGGAGGAGGAGGAGGAGGAGGAGCAGGAGGAGCAGGAGGAGGAGGAGGAGGAGGAGGAGGAGGAGGAGGAGGAGGAGGAGGAGGAGGAGGAGGAGGAGGAGGAGGAGGAGGAGGAGGAGGAGGAGGAGGAGGAGGGGAAGGGGGAGGAGAAGGGGGCGAAGGCAAAGGGUGGUGGCGGUAGGGAUCGGCAGGGUGGAAGGGACAUGUGGGGCGACCUGGACUUGCGCAGUGGCUUGGACUCCGCCACUGGGCUGCUGUCCUCGCUGCAGAAAGGGGCGGCGCGGCUGGUGGGUGGGUGCUUGGAGGAGUCGCGGGGUGCACGCUGUGCGAGAGGUGGGCAGGAGGACGAGCUAAGGGGCGGGCAGGGGGGCGGGGGUAGAGUGCAGGAAGGAGACGAGGAUGUGGGAGGCGGUGGAGUGGUGAAGAGUGCGAAGGUGAGUGGAGGGCGUGGUGGGAAGCAGGGAGAUGAGGAUUGUGGUGUGGAGAAUAUUGGUGGAGGGGAGGAGGAGGAUGAGAUGGAAGUGGAGGCAGUGGGAAGGGAUGGGAUUGUUGAGCUUGGGACAGGAGUGGGUGGCAUGCACGCAGGAGAGGAGGGCAGUGAUGUGGGUGUGGUGGAUCGGGGGAGUGGAGCAAGCGUGGGGGAGGAAUCGGAGGAAGAGGAAGGCGAAGUGAGAGAGAGCCAAGAAGUGGAGGAGGUUGAAGAAGUGGGGGCAGAGGAAGAGGGUGGAGGGGAGAGUGCCCAAGAGGAGGAGGAAGAAGCAGCGGACGAUGAGGAGAGGGGGCAAGGGGAUGAAGGGAGGGAAGAGGAGGACAAGGAGAAGGGAGAGGAGGGAGAGGAGAGAGGGGAAAGUUCCCAAGAGGAGGAGGAAGAAGUUGGUUUUGAGACGUCCCAAAACCAACUGGCAAAGCACAAGGAGGCGUCACACAGGCAGGUGAGGGCGGUGGAGCGGCGGCACUGCCACCAUGCUGAUGGGGCUCGCAUGCAGGGGAUGCAGGGGAUGCAGGCAGGUGCACGGACGCAUGCCAUCAGCCUCAGCAGUAGCAGUGACGGCAAUGGUGAGCGCGAGGGGCGUGAGGAGAGUGAGGGGAGUGAGCAGGGAGUGAAGAGUCACGAGAUCAGGGAGGAGCACGGCAGCAGCAGCAGCUCUGACGCCGAAUCUUCGAGGGAUGAACGGAGGGUGCGGGACGACAGGAGGUGUAGGGUGGUGGAAGGGAGGGAGGCAGAGGGUAGAAGUGGCGGGGAGGAAGGGAGGCAUACGACAAGUCCAAAGGAGAGGUGGAGACGUGAGAAGAGGGGCAAAGGCGUGGCAGCAGGAGAUAUUGCCAAGCGGAGAAAGGUGCAACAAUUACAGCAGCAGCAGUAG